This is a messenger RNA of Neurospora crassa OR74A, 3448 nucleotides long. RefSeq names its product acetyltransferase. The coding region runs from base 349 to 1071 and encodes 240 amino acids. The record is from RefSeq and is a predicted model, not a curated record. Gene Ontology annotation, molecular function: acetyltransferase activity. NCBI's taxonomy places the organism in Eukaryota, Fungi, Ascomycota, Sordariomycetes, Sordariales, Sordariaceae. The transcript has 2 exons.
GAGAAACAAAACAACCUAACUAAAAAGCUUCUACACGAAUUCCUCCAGGCUCAUGAAAAUAGAACAGCAACAAGUGUUUGUUACAGACUUCAUACCGGACCGUCAUCCCGCCAACGCGAAUGCCACGCUGACAUCUGACCUCGUGUUAGUAAACGGGCCCCGCUCCGCCGAGGCCAGCUAACCAACAAGGUCCUCAAACUCCGCCCAACUCCGCUUCAUGACACCAUUGCUUUUAUCGUCAAAAGUAAACAAAAGCAACACUCUUAUAUCUUCACUUUUCGCAGGCAUAAACACACUGGACUAGAGUAUAUGACCAAGCCGGUUCAGGAUUACGACACAAACUAAAACAUGUCUGAACCCGCCUUCCGCCCAGACCCCUCCUCCCCCGCCGACUGCGCCGAGAACCACCGGCGCAUGCUCGCCGGCGAGUUGUACUACAGCUGGACUCCUGACCUGGUAAAAGGCAGAGCGCGCUGCAAGAGCGCCAUGCUCAAGUACAAUACGGAGGCGGCGGACGGGGAGACGAGUAGGAGGAGGGUAGCCGAGUUGUUGAUGGACCUCCUCCAAGACCCAACCCCCUUGCCUCCCAAGCUGGACGACCCCGAGCAAGACGCCGACCAAUUCGAUGACUUCCCCUACAUCGACACGCCCAUCAAGAUGGACUACGGCAGCAAUGUCAGGCUGGGCAAGGGGGUGUACAUGAACUCCUCGUGCACUUUACUAGACGUGUGUCCCAUUACCAUCGGGGCACGCACGCUCAUCGGUCCUAAUGUCCACUUUUACUCUGCCUCGCACCCUAUUGAUCCGAUCACGCGGAACGGAAUGAGGGGGCCGGAGCUAGGGAAGCCGAUUACGGUUGGAGAGGAUUGUUGGUUUGGUGGGAGUUGCGUGGUGUUGCCGGGAGUGACGAUUGGGAGGGGGGUGGUGGUUGGGGCGGGAAGUGUGGUGACCAAGGAUGUAGAGGAUUUUGUGGUUGUUGCGGGGAAUCCGGCGAGGGUGGUGAAGAGGUUGGAUGUGGAGAGGGAGAAGUAUGAGGCGAUGGUAAAGGAGAAUAAGGAGAGGGGGCAUUGAGAGGAGCAAAAGGCAAUGCGGAAACAAAAAGUGAAGAUGGAACAAGGGCUCAGGAAUGCAGGGAGCGGACUAGAACUGGCCGAUGAGGCAUGACAUGAUGGAAGCGGCCCUGAGCAUCAAACGUGGUCAAGCUCGCGAACUCGGCCCAUCAUUCCUCCAAGCAUCCUCCAUCUUUCUACGGACCUUUGCAUUCAACUCUAUCCACCUCUGAUUCAUUUCCUCACUGCUCAGGAGCCCUUUCCUCCAUCCGGAUACGUAUCGAGAUCCUCCAUCCCGUUAUAACUUCCAUACUCCAACCCCAGAACCCGACAGAGCGCCCGCGCUUUACCAUUCAACCAAUUCCCAUGAUUUAGCCCGUUCUUCCAAUGGUCUGGUAACGCCGUGCGCCCCAGUAACGCGCCCAAUAACGCCCCAGCAAAACAAGCAUUGGUAUCCGCGUCGCCACCCUCCAUAACCAAUUGCGUGAUCAACCGUUCGAACCGCUCUUGUGUUGUCUGGGGUCCAUCCGCCUUCAUCCGCUCCCUCAUGGCCUUCCGAAGGAGUACAACUCCUGCACCGAGAGUCUUGUAGACAUAGCCUAUCUUGCUCUCUUCAUCCAGCUUCAGGUCUUUCAGCGUGACCUCAGGUCCCACAUGCCCCCACAGCUCUCUUUCACCCAGUUCUACUUCCUUGACCGCACCAACCAUGUUGACCCCCCUCGACCUAUACCACUGCUGCCCCCUUUGUAUCAAAUGAGUUAUAUCCCCUUCCGAUUCCACCUCCCCCCUCACCAGCCGCCUCACCAGUGCACUCCCAACGACACAAGCCAGCACGCACCUGGGAUCCGCAUGGGUGACCCUCCCCAACUCCGCCGCCAAGGUAAAUGUCUCCUCUUCUGACCUCCACACGCACAUCAGUCCCACUGGCGCAGUCCUCAUGAGACUUCCGUUAGGCGCCAGCUUGUCACCAUUGGGAGCCGUCUUCCGUUCCCAGUACUCGCGCGCAACGCGGACAGGGUCGCGCAAGAAAUCGGGUGAUUUUACCACGGCGCCGACGAGCGAGCCGAGACCGAGGGGGGGCGUGUCGAGGGGCCGCAGGCCGCAUUGGACCCAGAUGGAAAGGCGGCUGGCGAGGUCCACAGGGGUGGGGAGCGAUUGAGAGGCAAUCUCCACGGCGAAAGCAGUGCCAUGGCCAUCGUCCAAAGAAAUUGGUACGGGUUUCAAGGGAGCGACGCCGGGUCCGGGUGUUUUGGCCGUGUGUAGGAAGGAAAGCAGGAUGAGGAGACAGUGAUCGGUAUCGUCUGUCCAGUCUCCAGGCGUAUGCGGGGCACGGUGGUGGUCAACUUUGAAGGAUGUUGGUCCUGCUUGGUCUUGCGAGUUCGGGGAGGAUACGGUAGACAGGACGAAGCGCUUGUGCGGGUAGGCUUUCUCUGACUCUGCGGCAGAGAGGAAUUCGGUGUAGAGGCCGAUUGCGUCGCCGAGGGCGGAGCCGAUGAGGGCGCCGACAACGCGGUCGGCCAACAAGACGCGGAGGAGGUCGGAUUCCGUGACGGAAGACCGCCGGGUGCGGUAGAGGAAGUCCAUGGUUGUGGUUGUGGUCAGCGCGGUCAGCAAGAUAUUAAUGUCGGGACCUCGUCUAGGGAGGGCUUAUGAUGGAGAAGGACGGGGGAGAAGGCCAUUGUUAUGGCUGUCGAGCUUAGGUCGGCUAUGGCUGAGGUGACAUGUUGGGCUAAUGGUGCCUACUGGUGCCUAGAGGCUCGUCGAGGCGGAUGACGUGGUACGGCGCAGCCGGGGGAUCUGGUGAUCGAUCAAUGAAUGGAUGGAUGGAAGAAGCUACCUACCUAAAGGCUCGAUGAUGAUGAUGAUGACAGAGGGGUUCUGUUGCGAUAAGCGGGCGAUAAGGUAGCCGAUGCGGGGCAGCUCAGGCCACGCACGUUUUGUGGAGUUCCAUUGCGCGCGGGAAGCCGACGGAAAGUGGGCAGCGCUGUCUUAGCGCGUUUCUCCCUAUGGUUCAGCGCAGUGAGUACCUAACCUCCAUCUUCGGCAUCCAAUCUUUCCGCGACAACCUCCACCUCACUUUCUUCCCGUCUCUUCCUCUGACAAGAAGCAUCCAUCCCGUCAUGCCGUCGCUGCCAUCACCAGGGACACUGCUUUACGUGAGACGACUACCUACCUACCAUUGGGUCACUCUUCACGGGCACAUGGACGAAUUUUCCCAAAUAACGACGCAACUUAAUCAUGCCUGGUCUGAUACCUACCUCUAUGUUUCCGGCAGAAGACUGGAAGGCCCUCUGCAAGGAAAACAAGCAUUGCCAGGAAUACAUGAGGGGACUGCACGUUGAUUCCUACUUCGGACUUUGACUGUACCCCUUGUCAAUACAUAUUAUAGUGAUGAACCC